GACGCGGUGGCUGAAAGAGACAGCGUUUUCGAUGAGGAGACUGAGGACCAGAGAGGGAAAGUGACCUUCCCAAAGUCACAGCAAAUACAUGGUAGAGCUGAACAAGAACCCAAGCCUGUGACUGCAGAAUCCAGAGAUCUUUACAAAUUAUUUUGUGAAUAAAAAUGCCUAAAGUCAAAAGAAGCCGGAAAGCUCCCCCAGAUGGCUGGGAGUUGAUUGAACCAACACUGGAUGAAUUAGAUCAAAAGAUGAGAGAAGCGGAGACAGAGCCUCAUGAGGGGAAAAGGAAAGUGGAGUCUCUGUGGCCCAUCUUCAGGAUCCACCACCAGAAAACCCGAUACAUCUUUGAUCUCUUUUAUAAGCAGAAGGCCAUAAGCAGAGAGCUGUACGAAUACUGCAUUAAGGAAGGCUACGCCGAUAAAAACCUGAUCGCCAAGUGGAAGAAGCAAGGCUACGAGAACCUGUGCUGCCUGCGCUGCAUUCAGACUCGGGACACCAACUUCGGGACCAACUGCAUCUGCCGGGUCCCCAAAAGCAAGCUGGAAGUGGGCCGGAUCAUCGAGUGCAUGCACUGAGGCUGCCGGGGGUGCUCUGGCUGAGGCCCCCCAGCCUUACUCCACUCCACCCUGGACUUCGGACUUCGCAGACUC
Molecule: messenger RNA, 650 nt
Organism: Loxodonta africana (African savanna elephant)
Lineage: Eukaryota; Metazoa; Chordata; Mammalia; Proboscidea; Elephantidae
Product: protein BUD31 homolog
Exons: 1
Coding region: 165-575 (136 amino acids)
Biological process (GO): mRNA splicing, via spliceosome
Cellular component (GO): spliceosomal complex; nucleus
Source: RefSeq, a predicted model, not a curated record